CCCGGCCGUCAUGGAGGCGGUGCGGAGGCGCGUGCGGCGCGUGCAGCAGGCCAGGCUCUACCUGCUGCAGCAGCCGGGGCCCAACUCGUUCCUCGUGGGCGGGGACUCGCCCGAGCACAAGUACCGCGUCGUCAUCGGGCCGCAGACUUGUAGCUGUGGGAGAGGACCCCAUUGCUUGCAUCUCCUGUUUGUCAUGCUCCGUGUCUUCCAAAUUCCCGAGUUGGAUGCUCGAAUUUACUCUCGCGAGCUGAAGAAUUUCGAGGUGGAGAGCCUGUUCCAGAAGUACAGAGAGAGGCUCAAUUUGAGAGUAAAUAAUUCCAUGUGCCUGCCUGCUCAAGACUCUCGUAACGAAUCAGGACCCUGCAGCAUUGGAAGCAACGCCAGCAGUGGCUUUGGGAGCAACGGUCCUUCAUGUGCCAACACGCAAGACAGUCGCAUUCAGUCUGGCAGUGAUGUUCAUUCCACGUCUUUACUUUCACCAAACAUCAAGAAUGAGGAAGACUUGUGUCCCAUCUGUCUUCUUGAUAUGGUUGAUGGUGAAAGCUUAGUAACUUGUAACACAGGUUGCAGAAAUCGACUCCAUCACCACUGCAUGGCAAUAUGGGCCCUUGAAUGCACCCAUCAAGGUGAACCAAUACUUUGCCCUCUGUGUCGCCAGGUGUGGACAGGUGACACAGCUAUGACAGUUCUUCCAAUGUCCCCGACUAGAUCACAUACUUCUCAUAACCCAUGGGCUAACACUUCACAUAGUACCUCAACCUUCUGCCCUUCACUCACUGCCCAAGAAAAGAUUACCCAUUCAUAUUUAACCGACAUGACAUUUAGUUCACCUUCCAUGACUCCUCAGACAUCCAGUAGCAAUCAUUUGCAUCACAACCUUAGAACCCAGACUGUUGCUUCUUCACCUGUCAAGCCAGUGAGGAAGUAUGUUGGCAAUUGCCCUCAACCAGUCAAAACAGGCUUUGAAAGGCGAGGCAGUACUGGAACCAGCCUGUCUUCUUCUCAGUCUUCGCACCGAUCCAUGCAGUUGUCCCUCUCUUCAUCGUCAGUUUGUUCAUGUCUUACUGAGGAUGUCACUUUACCUCAUACUGAAGCUAUUCCACCUGAGCAGCUGGGUAUUGCAAGUGAAUGGAUCAAGGUGUUUGGCGUUGAUUUGAUUUGCUGUCUCUACUCAAGAGAUUGGAAAGCACGGGAGAUUGCCUUUCGACGACUCAAAAGUGAUGUCUCUGUGGCUCACUUGUCGGACAAUGAAGAAUACCAACAACGAGUUUUGUCCUGCUGUGCUCGAAUUCUUGCAGUUUUUGCUGCUGAUCCUGUGUACAAAGUUUAUGAAGCAUGGGUGCGUUGCCUUCAAGUAAUGCUAAACCAUGCUCGAUGCAGAGGAGCAGCUGGUGACGCUGAGGAGCUGCAGAGAUUAGUCCGCCCCAUAGUCAGAGCUCUUUUGUUGAAAUGCGCAGAUUGCAACAGAAGAACAUCACAAUUAAGCAUAGAUGUGUUGUUAGAGUUAGCCAAAGGUCAAGAAGGAGACCUUGCAAUAGGCUCUCAACUAAGUCCCUCAUAUGGUAUGGAUGAAGGAAGAAAUCUUAGCCUGGUCCUCAGCUGCAUUUUAGAAGAAUGUGCGGGGGAGGUCUCUAGCAGUAAUUGGCAGUCAUUAGCUGGAAGACUUGUCAUGUUAGAGCGUCUUCUUCACACCUUCCAAGCAGACAUCCUUGCAACAAAUCCCAGCCAUUCUCCAAUUUUAGGUGCUGGUGGACAGAGAUUAGUCAGUAUGCUAGAAUUUUGUGCCAAUGCAUUACGGAGUCCUCAUGUGACGGUCAAUAGACUGGCCCGACAUUUGUUUGUUGCACUAGUCAAAGUAGCUAUGGAUGUGGCUUAUCCUAUGCCUAUCCAAAGAGCCCGUCAACUAAUAUCAACCUUAGAACCAACCUUACAAGCAAGACUUCGCAAAAUGAUUCAAAAUCCUGUGGCUCAGUCCCCAGUUUGUGACAGCAGCAAAAGAGAAUCAACUCCAACUACGCCUCAAAUGAUGCGUAAAGUAUCAGCUUUGAAGUCAGAUGUCUCUCCAGCUAGAUCAAAUUCUUUCCAAGGAAACUCACCUUCGCUUCCUCCCAAACCUUCUCGACUUGCUCCAACUGCCACAUCUGCUCCUAGGCCUAGGGACUUGGACCUCAGUCGCACUAGAACUAAGAGACCAGUCAAGUUCCAAAAUUUGCCUGGCAUUGGUGGAACUUCAAAUUGUCCUAGUCCCAGUCCUGUCACUCCGUUGUUGGCUGGUAACAGUCAGAAACGCUGCGGCCCUACACAGGCGUCAUCGGGCUCCCGACUAGUCAGCCUCUUUAAGAAAAACAACAAAUCAGAAGACAUAUCAGUUCUCCCAACAAAACCUGCAUGUAUUGCUGGAUCUCCUGUUCCUGAUGUACCUUCAGCACACUCAUUAGAUCGUAGACUGUUGGAGGAUUGUUGUGCCGAUGCUACCUUGUGGUCAAAGAAUUCUAAAGUCGGCACUCCAUCAGCUCCUAACAGCACUCCAGUUAAAGGUUCCUUGGAAAGCAACCCAGGCAUUGUGUUGUACCAUCCUCCAAACGAAAAUGUUUUGGACAAGGAACAGGAUGAAGAAAUUGUAGUACCAUUAGUCUUUGAUGAAUUUGAUUUUUCUGAUGGCAGUAGUUGGUUACGUAGUGGGGAUUUACACUCCUCAGCUUUUUACCCUCAUGAACAGAAUUUGGAGGUGUUAAACAAAGGCACGUGUAAAUCCGUUGAAUACUAUGAGCAGUACAGAGAAGGUUCUGAUUGGGUUAGGGGACCUUUGUUAGGCAGAGGAGCUUUCAGUUCUUGUUACCAAGCAUGGGACAUGACAAGUGGCACUAUCAUGGCAGUCAAGCAAGUGUCAUUUUGCCGAAACUCCCUGGAAGAACAAGACCGAGUAGAAAAUGCCGUAAGGCAGGAACUGGAAGUUUUGAAGACUCUUCGUCAUGAAAACAUUGUUCGCAUGAUUGGAGCCACAAGGCAGUCAACUCAUUUCAGCAUGUUUGUGGAAUGGAUGGCCGGUGGGUCUGUGUCUGGUCUUUUAGAACGAUAUGGAGCAUUCAGUGAGCGUGUAAUUCUCAACUACACUCAGCAAGUGCUUACUGGCCUUAGCUAUCUACACCAUAAGCACAUUUUGCACCGUGACCUUAAAGGUGCCAAUCUUUUGGUAGAUAGCACAGGAAAGCAUUUACGCAUAGGUGACUUAGGUACAGCAGCCCAGUUGCAGGCGGCACGUACUCUCUCAGGAGAGUUUCAAGGCCAGCUCUUAGGAACUAUUGCGUUUAUGGCUCCAGAAGUUCUUCGUGGUGAGGAUUAUGGACGCUCCUGUGACAUAUGGAGUGUCGGCUGCUGUAUGAUUGAAAUGGCAACAACAAGGCCCCCAUGGAGAGAAAGCAAUGCAUCCAAUCAUCUUGCUCUGAUGUACAAGAUUGCGUGCAGCAAGGACCCUCCUCGCAUGCCAGAUUCUCUUCAAGGUGCAGCAAGACAACUAGCUCUAGACUGCCUUCAAGUCAACUCAGAUUUGCGCCCAUCAGCCAAGAUGCUGCUUCAAACCCACCCGUUCUCCAGCAGUCCUUCCAAUACCUUCACUGCUGACAGUGGAGAAAGUAACUUUGAUAGUGGCUUCUACUGCUGUGAGAACUGCCCUGAAGAGAUUGACAGCAACCUACCUGGACUACAUGACAACUUUGAUGCUCAAACACUCCUCUCUGCUGUUUGAGGUGUACAAGCUCUGGCUGCCGUUUUCCACAUUUAAGUUUUUGUGGUCCAAUAUCCAUUUGAAUUAUUCAUUUAGUGCCUUAUUAUCAUUCAUCUGGUAACUCUCCCGAUCUCGGGCAUUGAAAGAAUCUUGUCUUGUAUCUUUAGAAAAUCUUCCUGAAGUUGUCUUUUGCUGGCAAUAUUUAUAGUACCUGAAUUUUUAAUUGAAGGAAAUAGUGUUGCUAAAUUUUGUGGAGGGACUUAUACUUAUUGGUGAUGUUUUGACUGUUAAGGAAUUGAAGAGAGAUCUGAUUUGGUUGAACCUAUGCUAUGAGGGACAAGGCAGCUUCGUUGUGUAUUUUCGUGUUUGUCUUUGUCUCCUCAACAAGUUAGCCAUUCUUCUCGUGUCUUUUGCUUGGAAGGGUAUUGAGCUGAACUACCAUCUGUAACAUAUGCUGAAUAUGUUUAAUCCUUGCGUAUGGCCUUCAAAAAAUAUGUAAGGAUUGGAAGAAACAACAGAAUUUCUAUUGUGCCAAACUAAUUGAUACUGCACAACUAAUAGGAAUUAAUUAUUAUUGGUGAUGGAAGUUUGAAGAGUCAUGCAUACCAAAGCCAGUCAUGUCCAGUGUAAUCUGGAACACAAAUAAUACAAUGUAAGGUGUACAUUACACAAAGGAUUAAUUUAUUGGAAGAUCUGGUUUCUGUUACAGUAUUUAAAAUUCUCUUUUUUUGAUUUUUUUAAAUUUAGUGCAUUAUGCAUGGAAGUUCAAACAUCAGGAAUGAAUCUGGCUUCCAAACACAGUACUGAUGUUAUGACUGAUAACAUGUUCUAGGUUAAGAUUUUAAGUUAUGUGUAUAUUUGGUUGUCAAUCAAAGAUUCGCAGAACUUGAAGGCCCUUUUUAUCCUUGCCUCCAUCGAGGCGGUUUCAAUCAAAAGCUAUUAGCUAAGAAUAUUUUUAUUAAUGCCACAUUUUAAUAUAAACUAGAGUUUAUGUAAGGCAUCUGUAUUUAAGAGUCUUAGUCAAUUUGAAUUAUGGCUCAUGUUUCUUUUAAAAGAUGCAGUUUUCUGAGAAGAGUCUUCGUUUCUUCUUGAUGAAUGUUAAUUGUUUCCUAUGGUUUCUCACUGCUCAUGUGCUCCUUUUGUAAUUAAAAAAAAUAAUUUUGAUCUCAGAGAUGAUGAAAGAAUUGUUUUGUAAUUUUACCUCUUUUUCCCUUGGAAAAUACCAUACAGGGUUAUGAAUGUUCAAGUCAUGGUAGAGGGGGAAAUUUGUCACUCUUCCAUGACUCAGUUAAAGAAGCUGCAUCUUUUUUUUACUUACAAAAUUGUUUUUGUAAUUUUAAACCUGGUUUUGUGCAUUAUUUUGAGGUAUUUUUGAUAAGUGUGUUUACCUCUUUGAAUUGUUGAAAUACCCAUUGUUUAAAAUGGGUUUUAUUUUUCAACCUCAACCUAAUUUUAUUAUUCAACCUCUUUUUUUUUUAAUUCAAAAGAAAUAUGAAAUCUUGUAUAUACAAUUUAAAAUGAAUGACACUUGAAAAAAAAAAGUUUACUGACCAGUUUUGUGCAAAAAGCUCUAACAAGUUUGUUGUGUGGUGUGGAUGACAUAUAAGAAAGUUAAGGCAGGACUAACGGUCACAUUACUCAUUUUAGAGAAACUAACAGUAAUCUUUGGUGUGUAUAGUCCUGUGUGCUUUUACCAUGGUGAAACAUCUUUUAACAUACUGCAUAAGCUGUGUCUUAAUUGUUGAAAAUCGUUAUUUAUUAUGCACACUUUAUCUCAGCUUAUCUGAAAUGUCAUCCAAAGGUCAUUUAUGUCUUACAUCUGUUUUUGACAGUAUUACAAGAGUUAGCUGUUGUUUACUUUCAAUCAUGACCUUGUGAGGAGGGGAGAGAAAAAAUAUGUGGAAUGUUUACGGGUAGUAAUAAUCAUGUAUCUGACGGCAAACUUUGAAAGAUUUUACAUGUCCUUUCUGUAUCUGUAACUCUUCCUUUCAUGCUGACAAGAAAAUCGGACAACGUUUGUUUCAGUAACUCAAAUCAUUUGUUUACGACUCUUUUUGUACUGGCUCUUUUUCUCUCUAUGUGAAUAUGAAUCUCAGCAUUUUUGGAAUUUUUCCUUCUGCUCAGAAAUGUUAUGUUAUCAUGAUAGGAAGAGUGGGAAUCUUUGUUACAGAUUUGAGAAUUAUAGUGUUCAUUCAUGGUUCUUUGUCUGUUACUACAGACUUAUCUUCUUAUAUUUUUACAAGAAUGUAGCUAUAACAAAUUGUUCUGAAUUAAAGUACUUAUACCUGUG
Molecule: messenger RNA, 6014 nt
Organism: Thrips palmi
Lineage: Eukaryota; Metazoa; Arthropoda; Insecta; Thysanoptera; Thripidae
Product: mitogen-activated protein kinase kinase kinase 1-like
Exons: 14
Coding region: 11-3745 (1244 amino acids)
Biological process (GO): protein phosphorylation
Molecular function (GO): protein kinase activity; zinc ion binding; ATP binding
Source: RefSeq, a predicted model, not a curated record